Pseudomyrmex gracilis is the source of this 3259-nucleotide messenger RNA. It is a transcript of the gene ICA69, whose product is annotated as islet cell autoantigen 1-like protein. NCBI's taxonomy places the organism in Eukaryota, Metazoa, Arthropoda, Insecta, Hymenoptera, Formicidae. Gene Ontology annotation, cellular component: Golgi apparatus. The record is from RefSeq and is a predicted model, not a curated record. The transcript is spliced from 6 exons. Gene Ontology annotation, molecular function: protein domain specific binding. Gene Ontology annotation, biological process: regulation of transport. The coding region runs from base 431 to 1993 and encodes 520 amino acids.
AUUAUAUAUAAAUUUAUUUUACAUAUUGUUUUCGUUGUGCAAUAUCGAGCGGCUUAUCCCUGUACGGCUUUAUUCCGAUUGGUAGACUAGCUGCUGGUAGAUUGCUUGUCAGACAUGACAAGGUAGCCUUUGUGGUCUGUUUGAUAAACUGUCAUGCAGGAAGUACUUCGACUGUUAUCAUUCUGUUAAACUCUCUACCAUUUGUGCAGUGAAAAAGUAAUCGUGUAGCGUGCAAGUAAUAAUAUACGUGCGUUAUGUGAUACACAACUAAAUAACCGUAAGAUUUCGAGCUCAUGCUCUUCGCGAUUGUAAACAUUAACUCUCACAAUCGCGAAUAUCAGCAGGUCUUCCGUAAUGAAUACCUAGUAAUAACAGAAAUACAUCAGGUGUAUCAGGAAAUGCCUUUGAUUGCUGGGUUCAGAAAUCUAACAUGCAUGAUGAUUCUGCUAUCUUGAAGAUGCAACAUCAAUUUUGGGUGACAAAGCAGUUUUUCUCUAGGAGAUUAGGAAAGAAGGAAGAUGAGUGUAUUCUUUCUUCUGAUGCGGAACUGGAUGCAAAGUUAGAAUUGUUUCGUAGCAUCCAAGAGUCCUGUUCCUACUUACAAAGAGUUAUUGACAGAUAUCAAGAAAGAUUAUGCAAUUUGGCUCAGGAAGAAAAUGCAAUGGGACGUUUCCUAAAAGAUGCUGGGAAGCAAGAUAAAACUCGCGCUGGCAAAAUGAUGUCAGCGGUGGGAAAAUCUUUAUCUUAUUCUGGUCAGCAGAGACUUGCAUUGAGAGCUCCUCUAGGUCGGUUGUAUCAGGAGGUUGAAACAUUUAGGCAAAGAGCUAUUGAGGAUACACUACAAAAUGUACAAGCUAUGGAAAAAGCUCGCACAGAGUAUCGAGCAGCUCUGUCAUGGAUGAAAAACAUUUCUCAAGAUUUAGAUCCAGAUACAUCCAAACAAGUGGAAAGAUUUAAAAAAGUUCAAGCACGUGUUAAGCAGGGCAAAAUAGUUUUUGAUAAUUUGGCACUUGACUGUCUUCAAAAAGUUGACUUAUUAGCGGCAGCGAGAUGUAAUAUGUUCAGUCAUGCCUUAGUUUUAUAUCAAACCACACUCUUAAAUUUCACCAAAAAAUCUGCACAAGCAUAUUCUACAAUAGCGAAUAGCUUCAAAGGCUAUCAACGUUAUGACUUCACAGUUGUACGGGAAUUAGCUGAAACCUCUAGCAAAUUAGCGCAAGAAACUGGUGGUGACGAUGAUCCGGAAGAUAAAGACAAAUUGCCAUUUUUUGACAUGGACUACCACGAUGACGUUGAGGAGGCCCAAGAGGCUGCUGCAAGUUCAGAAAACACAUCGGAUAAAAAUGAACAAGCAGAAAAACUCGUGGAUAUAGAAAGCGAGGCAAAGGACAUACUAGUAACUUCGGAUAUCACUACAAAUUCCUCGAAGAAUGGAAUUGUGCAUAAUACUAAUGAUACAGAAAACACUAAAAGUCUCGAAGAAUUUUUCGGAAAUCUAAUUUUGGAAAAAGAUAUAUCCAAUACUAAGGGACAUUCGAUUAAUAAAACAAAAGAGAACGAUCCUGAACUUAAUAAAACUUCUGAGGAACAGAAGUUAGCGAUGGAUAUAUUUGGGGAUUGCAAUACAGAUUUUAUGACUAAUUUGCCUUCUUCACCAUUGGAGACCCAACAGCAACAGUCAUUAAAUUUAUUGGUCUCCGAAAGCGCAGCGCUUUUCGACGAAAUUCUGGACGAUAAGCAACAAAGCGCGACCAGUGACUGGGAAGGCAUGUCGCAUGAUACUUUUCUACCUCCAAGUAUCUUGAAACAGAGUCUGGGAGAUGCAGCAUUGGGUAUGGGACAGAAGACUACAACGCUAACCACAGAUGAAAAAAAAAAGAAUAAAACGGGCAAGCAAAAAGGUAAUUCGUGGUUGGACUUAUUUGCGGAGCUGGAUCCAUUGGCUAAUAAUCCAAUGGAGAAUUUUCCUGGUGAUAGUAACGCUUCAGCUUAAUUCAUAAGGUAUUUUAACUUUGAUCUCUAAUUAUUUGAUGUUUAUAACAAGAGAAAAACUUAUUUGCUGUCGCCGAGUACAAUGAACGUAAUUCAGUACUUUCAUUUCGUACAUUUGUAUCGGUAUUUUCCAGUUCAGCUUUUAACAUUCCAUUUUAUUUUUAAUGGAGUGUCAUAAGAAUAAGAAAUCUAUAUUUGAAUUCUAUAUAUAUAUAUAUAAAUUAUAUAUAUAUAAUUUUCCAUAUAAGCUAGAAAUACACAUACCAAAGAUAUAAAAUGUAAUAUUUAUUGAACAUUUUUUAUGUGCUAGUUAUAUGUUUUUUCUCUCAAAUAUAUUACAAGAUCUUCAAUAUAAAUAAAUUUAUUAUGGAAUUCCUUGUAGCUCUGACGGACAUUCCAAUGUCUGUAAAGCUCGUAUCAGAUACAUUGAUCGAUUGAGACGUGCACGUUAAAGAUUAAAAAAUCGUUUAAUUAGAUAAUCUCAGUUUAACCUUAUUCUUUCUAAUUAGAUCGUCAUAUUCGAUCUUUGUUUAAAACCUUACCAGAAACCUAAUAAUCGGCUUUUUGCUGCCAGCGUUCUAUUCGUGUUAAACCAAAAAAGUCCUUAAUAUAUCAUCAAUAUGAAUAAAGUUUAAAUGUGGUGCAAUAAGAUAAAAUGGGAUAAUACUUCCAACUGUGUACUUAAAGAGUGUAGAAGUUUGUAAAUAAAUACGCAUUCGCGCGCGGUAGAUAAAAACAAGCAAGUCGAAAGUGUGCGGCGACUUUGUUCAAAGCGGUAGGUAGCAUUAUCAUUCUCUAAUCUUUUCUUUAUAUUAUUAUUAUCUCAUACGAGCUUUCAUAUAUUCUAAUUUUGAAAUGUGUAAAAGAGUGUAUUGCAUAUUAUAUGUUUCUAUUCAUUGUAAAGUUUAUAUUUUAUGGUUUUUAUUAUUAUACCUUCACUUAUUGCACAACAAUCCAUAUCUGACGCCUCUGCUUGUAAACUAAUAUUAGAAAUUGAUACAUAUCAAUCAAGUCCGUCUACAUAAAAAAAAACAUUUGUUAAUAUGCUUUUUAGUAAUUUUUAUCUUUCUUUCUUUUCCUCUUUUUCUUAAUAUAUACUUAAAUAAAAUAAAUAAUACUACGAACAACAGGUUACAGGCAUAGGCUCAGAAAUAUCAUUUUGUUUAUGUUAUUUUUAUAACUUUCGAGUACUUAUACAUUGUCAACUAAAGCAACCGCAGUAUUAAAGCUAAAUUUGUAUUUAUGUAAAAAAAAAAAAAAAACGACA